Messenger RNA from Drosophila innubila, 4192 nucleotides. RefSeq lists its product as uncharacterized. Bases 68 to 4030 code for a protein of 1320 amino acids. The record is from RefSeq and is a predicted model, not a curated record. Lineage: Eukaryota; Metazoa; Arthropoda; Insecta; Diptera; Drosophilidae. Gene Ontology annotation, biological process: nervous system development. The transcript is spliced from 20 exons. Gene Ontology annotation, molecular function: signaling receptor activity. Gene Ontology annotation, cellular component: signaling receptor complex; external side of plasma membrane.
CUCCAGCGUCACCGUCUCCAGCACCGUCCAGGAGAACAAAGCGCAUCCCAACGCCCCAACAGCGAACAUGACCCGCUUUCGUAUCAAAAAUUUAAAAAUCCUAUCGUGUUGCCUCGGCGUUUGGGUCACGCUCUUUGGCGGUGCCCUGCAUUUGGCCCGAUGCAGCGAGUUUCCCGAGCGCGAAUGCUGCGACUUGACCACCACCUCAACGGUGGGUCCUUUACCCCUGCCACCGCCGGCUCUGCCCACCGAUAAAUCAUUAUCGUCAGCCACAACAGCCUUGGAGACAGAUCUGAAUCUAACAAUCGGACGAUCGGGUUCGACCAUUAAGGGCGUGGUUGCAAUUCUCAAUUGCAUUUUGGCCCGUCAAUUAUGCUUUGAGGAUCCCUCAUGCUCGGCAAUACUGGAGAUAAUACCCCGCGUCUGCGGUCCCAUACCUGUGUCCUGUAGCACAGUGACGGUUACUAAAUGCCAGGCGGCAUUAAGAACACUGCAGGCAUUCCAAUUCUUUCGGCCAACUUGCCUCUGCAAGGAACCCGGCAUGGAUCCCGAUUGCAAUCAUUUUCGGGACUUCCUGUUCGAUCAUCCGUGUGGAUUUGUGCUCAAAAAAGCUGAAAAGGAUCCUUAUCCGAUUGAUGCCCUGCCCACGUGUAAUCAUGCACUGUCCGUUUGUCAGCAGGAACGCAAAUGUCUGAAGCUCUUCGAGGAUUUCAAGACGCACUGCAAAGUGCGCGACAAUAAAUGCAAAAUGGAGAAUAGGGACGCCUGUCAUGACUCAUGGACUAAUCUGCGAUUAUCUCCCAUGUUCGGAUGCAUCUGUCCAAAUAAUCAUAUGAAAAAGCGCUGUGAUCGUAUAUUUAAUAUUGUUAAUCACAAUCCGUGUGUGGAUAGACUCAUAUUUUUCCCCAACGGUUUGCCCAAGCUGAAGCCAAAGCCAAAGCCGAAAACGAAGUCAAAAUCAACGCAAAAACAGAGACAGAAACAGAAGCAGAAGCAACAACAGAAACAUGGACAGCGCAUUGGCCACGCCCACAAUGGCACCGAACUACUGUCCAACAACAUCGAGUACCAAUACCAUGACGAGCCAAACAAUGAGCACAGUCACACAAACGCUGAAGAGGAUGAGGAUGAAGCGGACGAUGAGGAAAACGCGAAUGAGGACUCGGAUGAUGAUGAUAAUGAUGAUGACUAUGAUGAUCGCAUACGCGCUGAAAUUUAUUCAAACUACCCGCAUUAUCUGCACCCGCCCUCGUGGGGCAUCAACAAUCCAUUGGUGCUCGCCUCGCACAGUCCCCACACCUCCGAGGACGACGAUGUGGUCGUCGAGGUGCCCACCACGACAACGCGUCAUGGCCACAAGAAGCAGCCGCUGCAGCCGCUGCAGCCGCACAUGGAUGCUGUGGACGAUGUUGUGGUGGUUGUCGAUGCAGGUCCAGGGUCGCAUCAACACUCGCAUCACACACACACCUACUAUGCACAUGGCACGGAACCGUCGACAACCCUUGGAUCAGCGUCAACGGCAACGACAACAUCCACAUCCACAUCGAAUCUCCCAAACACUGGCACAAAAUUGCACAAAACAAAUGCACAUCAUGUCGAUUUAGUCGCCGGAAGUGAUAUAACCCACCGCAACUACUCUGGUAGCAUCAUGGAGGAGAGAGUAAGAAUAUUGGGCAUGGACGAGAAAUUGCAUCAGAGAAUCUUCGAUGAUAAUUUGGCGCUUAUUGAUACGCCAUUAAUAUCGACGGGCGGCGGGGCGAACAGCUAUAAUUAUCCGGGCUCGGUGUCCAACUCGUUGCACGGUGUGCUCAGCUAUCCGUUCAAUAUAAGCGGCUUCCAUCAGCGCCACAUGGCGGCGGGCGCAUCGGCAGCCGCCGGAAAUGAGUCGCCAUUCGAUAUCGUUGAUACGGGCUACGGCUACGCCAAUGGCAACAGCAAUGGCAACAGCAAUGGCAAUGGCAAUGGCAACGGAAACGGAAAUGCCGGUGUUUACUACCAAAGUGGUCAGGAUGUCGAAGUUGACCUCUCAACGGAAAUAAUCAAGCAACACUUUCAGAGUACCUGCCACACAGCAUUGGAUAGCUGCCGAGAUGAUCCAGUCUGUGCAUCCUCACUGCAACCAAUGCUGACGCAUUGCGAGCUGCAUCGUUGCAAUCGCAAUGCGUGCAUGACAUCAUUGCAGUCCUUUUACAAAGGACCGCAUGAGGACUUGAGCCUGGACAUUGCCUUUUGUCUAUGCAAAAAAACCACAAACAGCAACAGCAACAACAACAACAGUCCGAGCCAGCAGAACAGCAAUCGGCACGACAUGUGUAUGAUUGCACAGGAAAAACUGCAUCCCGUCUGCGCACAGCGGCCUCCUGAUAACAAUAAUCCAGCCAGCUCCAAUGGCAUUUACUACCAUCCACCACCAGCGUGUCACGUAGUGGCCGACAACUGUAAAGAGGAUCGCGAGUGCAGACUGAAGCUGGAGUAUUACGAGCAGGCCUGUGCCGUGGACAGUGUGACAAAGAAGUGUGCCGGCCGUCCCAGUGGCUGUCGCACCGCAGUAAUUGGCAUACUGGGCACCAUGUUGCGCACCACAUGUGCCUGCCAGGGCACAGAUCCGCAACACGCCUACCACUGCAUUGGGUGGAGGCGCCUCCUCUGGCUGAAUCCCUGUGUGGUCGAGGCCCAAAAGGACUUUCAUAUGAAGCGGCUGGCCGAGUUGGGCUUCCUCACGACAACAACAACAACGACGACCACAACUACAACCACGACAACAACAACAACGCGUGCACCACCACCACCGCCGCAACCGCCACCGCCGCCGACGACAACAACAACAACCACCAGUUUGCAGCCAAAGCAGACGGCUAGAAAACCGGCAACACAUAUCUUCAAGGCAAAGGAGAAAUCAGAGCCAGCAUCGGUGGAGCACAAUUAUCUCGAUCCGCCCGAUUCGGUGCCGUUGCACAGCGGAAACGAUGCAAGCGGAAACGGCGGAAAUGACGAUUAUCAUGGCGGCAAUGAACACGACAAUGUACACGGCAAUGGACACGGCAAUGGGCAUAAAAAUGGAAGUGGCAAUGGGAAUGGAAAUGGCCAAAACGGUGGCCUUGGCCGGCAGGGCGGAGAUAACGAUGAUCGGGUGAUUUUUGUUGACCAAAUGGAAACAACAGAAUUUGUGCAGCGCAUCAGCAUCACAGAGCCGACAACCACAACGACCACAACAAUGGCAACCACAACAACAACGCAGCCGCCAAGGAACUGCGUGGUGCAGCGUCCUCAUCAAAGUGAUCAACUGAUACGCGAGGGCAGCAGCAAACGGAUCUACUCCUUGGACGAUACCGAGUGCAGCGAACUGUGCAGCUGCGGCGACUCUCUAACACUCACCUGUCACGCCCUGUGCGUGCAAUUUCAACCCUGUCGCACCGCCCUCGCCUUCUACAGUCACGCCUCGCCAGCUUAUCAGGCGUUCCGUGGCCGUUGCCUUUGCUACUCGGGACGUUUCAUCUGCAUGAAGCCACCGCUCGGGGAAUACGUAUUGCCAGGUGGCGUCUUUCUGCUGCUCGGCUACAGUGCCGCCGAUGAGGCACUGCUCAGACCUCACACCAAUCUCGGGGUACAGGAUGCGGUUCGCGCCUUGCAACAAUACGUGACAACCUACAUCAAUAAUCAGACACAAUGCACAUUGACGCUAUUCAACAUGACAGAGGAGAACAUCAUUAUUGCCGCCCGUCUGCCACACGAUGGCAAGCAAAAGGACAUUGAGCUAUUGCGCAAAGAGAAGGACGAAUGCACCGCGAUACUGAAGACCAUCAGUCAUCACAUCAACACCGAGCACAAUGAGCUACAAUCCCACCGACUGCUCAGCAUUUUCAAAAUGUCUGAAGUCGAUGUUGUCUGGCCGGAAAGCACGAGCGCAGCUCGCAGUGGCCAUGGCCACGGCCAACAGACAGCGGCCAGUCGCCUUCUCUCCCUCCUGCUGCUCUCGCUGGCAGUAACCGUCCGUGGCACGCUGCGUAUGAGCAAUGUACUUGCAACAUGACACACCAGCUAAGGCAGUCAGAGCAGCGGCAUGUAGUUUAUUUGUAAGCAACAAACUGUGGAGGGGAUUGGGGUGGGUCUGUCAAAAGGGGCGGGAAUUUCGGCUCUCACUCGGUACGAUAAGGAUACACUUACUUAAUUAUAUGUAUACUUAGGAAAAAAA